GUUAGUCGUGCAAUAUGUAGUGAAGAAAAUUAGGUUACUAAGAUUUGUUAUCGAUUUAACCGUUUCUAAGGAAAGUCCAAACAGAAUUUUAUCAAUAAAAUCAGUGUCGUUGUUACGCUCCUGUGUGCUGACUGCUGUGUUUGUAUAAUUUGCUUGAACAAUAAAUAUGUCUAAAUUAGAUGAUAUAUUUGAUAAAAAGAAAGAUGAAGCACCUAUGUUGGAUUUGUCUAAAACUGUGAUAAACACUGCGGAGGAAUAUAGAGCCGUGUUAGACAAAGUGCCGGACUUCAAAACAAGACCCGAGAAGGUUCGAGCUGAAGACAUUAAAAUCAAAGAUAAAGUUGAUGAUCAAAAAACAAAAACGCCAAAAAAAGAGAUACGAGCCUACGAGAAACUAGGCACGCGUGGUUAUGAAGAGAAGCAAUUCACUUUCAUGGAUCCAAUACCGUCUGAAAUGCGUGGACUGAAAUUUGAAGAAUUGUGUGCUGUCCAAAUAGAAUGGAGAAUGCUAACUUCCAUCAGGCCUAAAUUAAAGCUUGACGAAGAAUAUUUUAAUAGAUUAAUCGAACUAGGCAAAGCUGAAUUAAAAACAAGAGCAAGAGAUAAAAGAGAACUAGCAAAAAACAAUAUGAUAAGAAGAACCAAAAAUCGUUCGGGCGUGACGGAGACGAGGAUCGUCACUUGUUCCGAAUGUGGCGAAGAGUAUUGCAACGGUAAAAUGUGCGUGAUCACCAACUACGACAUGUUCGCGCGUCUCAAAGUGGAGGUGGAGGCGAAGUCGACGAAGCAAGCGGCGCCGGCGGCGGGCGGCAAGUCCCGCCGCGUCAAGAAGCGCGGGCGCCGCAAGCCGCGCAGCAAAAGCGCUGCGUCCGCUGCACGCAGCACUAGCCGCAACAAGUCGGGCGCCAAAAGCGACUCCGAACUGUAGACAUGGGUACUUGACCACAGUCCAUUGACACACUUUUUACGAGCUGUCAUUUGUGUUGCAAUUCGAGUUAAGACGUUACAUAUUUGGAAUUAUUGGAUAAUUAUUAAGACCUUGAGACCAUAAACUAUAAACCAAUAAUAUUAUCUCUCAACUUCUCGAAAACAUCAUUCUAGCUCUGAAAAUCCACAUACUUUUCAAACAUGACAUUUUAUUGCA
Molecule: messenger RNA, 1144 nt
Organism: Ostrinia nubilalis (European corn borer)
Lineage: Eukaryota; Metazoa; Arthropoda; Insecta; Lepidoptera; Crambidae
Exons: 4
Coding region: 167-928 (253 amino acids)
Source: RefSeq, a predicted model, not a curated record